Molecule: messenger RNA, 4401 nt
Organism: Rhipicephalus sanguineus (brown dog tick)
Lineage: Eukaryota; Metazoa; Arthropoda; Arachnida; Ixodida; Ixodidae
Exons: 12
Coding region: 72-4118 (1348 amino acids)
Biological process (GO): intracellular signal transduction; protein phosphorylation; mitotic cell cycle
Cellular component (GO): nucleus; cytoplasm
Molecular function (GO): ATP binding; histone H3T3 kinase activity
Source: RefSeq, a predicted model, not a curated record
AGCACUGAUAAUCAAAGCGAGAACAGCGUGAGAAAAUGUGAACAGAGUGUGAGUGUUCUAACGUACGAACGAUGAAGGUCCUGAAAACCUAUGGCAGGAAAUUCAAAACAAGCUUCCUCGAAGUUUCUAACACCAAGCGCGACUGGAGCCCCGAGGUGGUCGUGCUUCAAACACCGCCGAGAAAUCGAUCGGAAAUCCUUUUCGAAAGCCUGUGCAACCCUUCGGCGCAGGUAAAGCGGGCUCCAAGAGGAAAGGUGAAGUACGGGAACGUAACCAACCUGUUCAACGUCAGCUCCGUGCGACCCGAUAAUGCGCGUCGAAAAAAGUCUGGAUCUACGUGUGGACUCUCUGAAAACCGAAGCUGCCGGAAGCGCCCACAACAAAACGGCAACGCCCUCAGGAAACCACUCGCAGCCCAGCAGAAUGGUGUGGCACAGAGCCUGGCAGACAGGAGAGCCAGACCAAGGCGGCGGAAGGUCACGAGACCGCCAACAAAGCUGUCACUAAGAAGCAAGAAGCUGCAGGUGCAGCCAUUGCCAUCAACUUCAACAAGAGACGGGGAUUCUUCACGAAGCAAGUCUGCUAUGACGAGCCUCAGCUCUGCUUGUUCCACAUCAUCUUGUGAAAUACCUAGGCAUCUGCUCAAAGACGAUGAGUCCUUCUCGUUAAGCCUUGGCAGUCCUGUAAACCCUACUAGCUCAACACCAAAAAAUGAUGUGAAAUGUGGUAACAGGGUUGACGAAGACAGCAUUGGGCUGUCCGUCUUGAGUGACAUGAACAGCAUUGAUUUGAGCAGCCUUCGCUUUCCGAAGGCUGGCAGCUCCAUUUCGUAUGGAGCCAAUAAAAAGCCUGGGUAUGAACAAACCUACACUGCUGAUGGUUCAGUGCCCUCAUUUCUCGUCCCAGAAGAGAACAGCAAAUGGGUUACCAUCCGGAAAAAGAGAAACAGGGCGAAUCGGAGAUGUGAUGACAAAGAAAAUAAGAAAAAAGCCAGGCCGAGCUUUGAAAGUGGAGAAGCUUCGAAUUCACCUGUUAGAGAGAAAUGGUCACCUGUCAUGGUUAGCACGCCGGUGUCCGACGCCCAAGUCAACAAAGUGGAAACAAGAAAGGCGUGGCUUCUCAGCAGUGCAAUGGAGACUCCGCAUGUUGCACCAGCCACCAGCUGUAAAAACUCUGUCUUAGCAAAAGACUCGGCCACCUUGAAGAAACAAGGACAGCGACCUGGGAAACAUAAAGGAAAUGGUGGUCUGAGGCGAAAGCUCUCCAGUGCAGUGCUGUUUCAAGUUCCUUCACCUGAAAACCACAGUGGCUUGUCAAGGAAAAGUUUUUCAGAAGGUAAUGUGACAGCCACAAGCCAAUCGUUAGACAGCAGCAAACAGAUGAAUACUCUGACCAAUAGCUGUAGGUCUGAAUCGGCAGGCAGCAUCACACCUCUGCAAUGUGAUAACAGUUCUGCUGAGCUUUUUGUAUCUCAGCAGACAAACGUUCAGGUGAAAGAUCUCUCUGUUGAUGUUGCAGACCUUCAACGAGGAGAUUUAAGCAAGCCAGACGCAACUUUCAGUGUGCAUUCUCCAAGGCUUGACACCUCAGGCUUGCAAGGAAGUGCACACAUGUACAAUACUGAGGAAAGCGAGAGUCACAUACUCAUUGAGCCAGAGGCUUCACAUCAAUUACUAAGAAAUUAUUCAAAGCUGUUCACAAAAGAACUGCGUGUAGAGCUCGUUGACAUGAAAAAAUUGGAUGCUGAGGAGGAGCGAUUGCAGCAUUCGUCUUUUUUGGUUGCUCAAAGUUGUAUUGAACAGACAUUUUUGUCGGAGAGAGGCACCUUGCAGGAUGCAUUCAAGCUCAAGGAGCCGCGUGUUGUUCUCACAGACCUAAAACAUCAAGAAGCAAAGUUGAACAAAAAUGCACAGCAUUACUCACCACGCAUGUCUUCAUUUGUCGAUAAAGACGAUGCUAAGCAGUCAGUCUCAUUCAGGGAGGCUACCAAGUGGGAAGAUUUCCCAAUGAAAAGAGUGCACAUUGUUCUAGAAGAUGUGAGAUGCAAAAUACAAAACAAGAACGAAGCCCAUCCGAACAAUGGUGAAAUGCCUGGCAUAUCCUCAACUGUCGAGCCACAGUCCACAAAUAGUUCUAAUGACAUCGUGCAGUUGUGCUCCCUGAAGAACCAUGCUGUGUGGGAAAAGUUACACCUAAAAGGCGUGCAUGUCGUACUGACAGAUCUGAAGGACCAAAGUGCAACAACAAAGCACAAAAAUGAAGCCCAUGUGAACAAUACCUACUCGUGCAAAGAGCCACUUACGCAUGAGCCUCUUUGUGUGUCUUUUGGUCAUGAAAAAAGGUUGUACAAACGUCAAAGCCCAUCAAGCUCCUCUGAACUACAGUGCAGUCCUUUGUUGGAUGUAGGCACUAUGUGUCGAAGCAGCAACGCACCACUCCAGCAUUGUCCCCGAGAGUCUUCAGAGGCUAAGCAGGCAAAUGUUCCGGUUGCAAAGUUGGGUCAAGCAAUCAAUUCAGUUUCGUGCCAAAUGGAACAAAAGCUUCUACAAACUAAUCACAGGGAAAGUACCAUUCAUGCCAGUAUAAGGAAAGGCUCAGAAGGACAUGACAAAGGCGUUGAGAUUGAACCAUUGUCAGUCUUAAGUAUUGCUCUUACCUGCAGGACCGAGAACACCGCAAGCUGUACUACUGAUGGUGUGGAAACACAAAUAAUGCCUAGCCCAUAUAACUCUUCCAAGUACGAAAGCGACUCUGAGAAAGUGCUAAAACCAUACUCACUGAAGCUAAAGGAAGCCAAAGUUGUUCUUAAAAGAUGCAACACUCAAUGUCAACCCAUGCAACCUCCUCCGGCUCCUCCUGCUUCGAAGAAGAAAAGUGCUAAGUCCAAGAAUUGCCCAAAUACUGGACGUUCAGACUGUGUACAAGAACGGCGCAUCACUGGCCUGAGCUGCAACUCAUCACAAAACCAGAGUAAAAAGGAGAAGUGGGCAGCCUGCAUGAGGCGACAGGCAAGACUCACCAUGGCUCGCAAGAGUGAAAUACCUCCAAGAGUGCCUCUAGAUGCCAAUGAAAUGCUGCUGCAAAUGUGCAACCAAGAUAAACCCUUGACCUUCAAGCAAGCUCUUGGUAUGAGAGCUUUCAAGGGGUGUGUGAAAAUUGGCGAGGGCACAUAUGGAGAAGUCUUCCGAAUUGGACAUGGAUCGGAAUCAUCUGCCAUCAAGAUUGUACCAAUUGAGGGUUCUUUCCCUGUGAACGGAGAAAAUCAGAAAACUGCUGCGCAGAUUCUUCCAGAGGCCAUCAUCUGCCAAGAGUUGAGUGCCCUUUCCCGGACGGAUCAAGCUGCUAGCUGUCCGAAUUUUAUUGAAGUGAAGAGGUUGUACUACAUCCAAGGCAGGUAUCCCCCGGCCCUCCUGAAGCAAUGGGAUGUGUAUGAUUCCGAAAGGAGAAGCGAGAACGAUAGGCCAGACUGCUUCAAGGCAGACCAGAAGUAUCUCAUGUUUCAGUUUUCUGAUGGCGGAAUGUCCUUGGAAGAUUAUGAGAUAAACUCUGCCACCGAAGCCAAGAGCAUUUUCCUCCAAGUUGCCUGUGCUUUGGCUGUCGCUGAGACUGCUCUAGAGUUCGAGCACCGCGACCUCCAUUGGGGAAAUAUUUUGGUGGCACCUGCACAGAAGCGUCACAUUCACUGCCACCUGCCUGAAGGCCACUUCUCUCUGAACACAAACGGUGUUUUUGCCUCUGUGAUUGACUACACGUUGUCCAGGUUAUGCAAAGGCGGAGCGGUCGUCUUUACCGAUGUGUGCCAGGAGGACGAGCUUUUCCGUGGUGUUGGCGAUUACCAGUUUGACAUCUACAGGCGCAUGAAGAAGCACAAUAAGAAUGACUGGAAAAGCUUCACGCCAUACACGAAUGCACUCUGGCUCCACUACCUGUCCUGCAAGCUCCUCGAAAAGGGCUGCUCCUUGGCUAGGAGUCGGCAACAAAGUUCGGCCAUUGCCGAACUCAGAGAGUGGAGUGAUACACUCAUCCUUCAAUGCCAAUCAUCCAAGGACGUUUUCCUCAAGUGCAUCGGCACGCAGUCUACUCAAAAGAGGGCAGGUGCUUGCCCCUGCCACAGAUGAGCGUUCCAUAGACCGUCACAUCUCGUCACAUGCGUUGUAUUUAGCAGUUCACAGAUUCACCACAUGACAUGGUAACGCUUCUUCACAACAUUGCGGUCGUACUGUUCUUUUAAGAAUAGUUCUACUACGUUUGAGAAACUAUUACAGCUUCAUGAAAGUCUCAAACCUUUUUAUUUUAUUAUAAUCUCAUUUUUCAUGCAUCACAUGUAAGUACUCAUGCCACCCCAUCUUAAUCCUCAUUCUUGUCCAAGUGUGCCUGCAUUUUAUCGGUUUUAGAAAUAAA